This is a messenger RNA of Aspergillus homomorphus CBS 101889, 1500 nucleotides long. RefSeq names its product arylsulfotransferase family protein. The coding region runs from base 1 to 1500 and encodes 499 amino acids. Lineage: Eukaryota; Fungi; Ascomycota; Eurotiomycetes; Eurotiales; Aspergillaceae. The transcript has 3 exons. The record is from RefSeq and is a predicted model, not a curated record.
AUGGCUAUUCAUUGGAAGAGGAAGCUAGGGCUGGCUUCGAUCCUGGCAUUCACUAGUCCGGCAGAUUGUGCAAAUGGGGUGUCUUACCAAUCUCGGCCAGAUAUCCGUGCCCCAGUGCUCGAGAUCAGCUUCAAAAAUGAUAGCCUCAUCACCCCAGGGUACAUCUUCAUCGCACCCUACUACGGGGAUAUGCCAGGACCAUAUAUAUACGACACCAACGCUAAUCUGGUAUGGAGCGGCGCCGACGGCUCGACCACCGACAUCUUCCAUGACCUGCAUGUCUGCGCCUACAAUGGAUCCGAUCACCUGUGCUACUUCCAGGGAGAGCAGAUAGGCGGAUACGCACGGGGCCACCACGAGAUCCUGGACCGCAGCUACAGCCCUAGUGCGUCGGUCGAGAGCGGCAACGGGCUAGAAAUGAGCGACAUGCACGAAUCCGCCGUCAUUAACAGCACGAGCAUGCUCAUCCCGAUCUACCAGCCGCGGACGACCGACCUAACGGCAUACAACAUCGUCCCAGGGCCCGGGUGGGUGAUCGACAGUGUGUUCCAAGAGAUCGACAUCGCAUCCGGCGCGGUGCUCUUCCAGUGGAGCUCGCUGGACCACGUCGCGACGAGCGAAUCCUACACGCCGCCGGGGCUCAACCAGGUGGUCGGUGACGGGCGCAGCAAUGCGUCGGCAUGGGACUACUUCCACAUCAACUCGAUCGACAAGAACGGGGAGGGCGACUACCUGGUGUCGGCGCGACACACCAGCGGGAUCUAUAAGAUCUCCGGAGCCGACGGGUCGGUGAUGUGGCGACUUGGGGGCACCAACUCGACAAUCCAGCUGGCGAACUACAACUUCUCGUCGCAGCACGAUGCGCGCUUCCGCGAGGAGAAUGCCACGACCACCGUGCUGUCGCUGUUCGACAACGGGAGCGACAAAUACCGGAACACGUCCGCGUUCUCCUCGGGCAUGAUCGUUGCCAUCGACCAUACCACCGACACUUCCACCCUCCUCAGAAGCUAUACAGCUCCCAGCGCGGGCAUCCAGGCUUGGAGUCAGGGUAAUUGUCAGAUCCUGCCUAAUAGAAACGCGUUUAUCGGCUGGGGUAACAUCCCGUCUAUGUCGGAGCACCUCGAGGACGGCACGCCAGUCUUCUUCGCUUCCAUCGCCGACUUCCACACCAUGAAUUACCGCGCCUACAAGUAUGAGUGGUCCGCCCAGCCCCACGAGCCGCCGGCCCUGCGAGCGUAUAGCCCAUCUCCAAAUGCUGCUACCACGUUUUGGAUGAGCUGGAACGGGGCCACGGAGGUCGAUUACUGGAAUAUCUAUGCCUCGACUUCUGCUGCAGCGGAUCAGUUGACGCCCAUUGCUCAGGCGGAUAAUGUUGGUUUUCAGACGACUUAUACUAGUUCUGCGUACCAUCCUAAAGCGUUUGUCGAGGCUAUUGGGAAGGACGGGAGAAGCCUGGCGAACUCCUCGACCGUCUCGACGUCUUCGAUUCUGCCGGGAUGA